AUUAGAAGAUACAUUACUAUUUAGAGGCAUUGAGCACUGACAGGCAACAGUUUAGCUCAGUCGAAUGCAGCUCAACUAGUCUAAAUAAUUACCUCAGAUUACAAGGAAAUCACAUUUCCGGUUGUAGAGUUUUGAAAGUGCAAAGGUUUCAGGGAAAGCUAGAUCAAAAGGAGAGCUGAGGCUGAAUGCCAGCUGGAUUCAGAGGGUUUGGUACGCUUGGUAUAAAUGAAGGGAUGAGGGAUGCGAACGAGGGUCACACUGGAUUUCCUCAUCACUGCUUGCUUUCUGCAGAACCACUUAUAUGAAGGUCACUGCAAAAACAAAGGAGCUGAAUGUUUGAAACCAGGCUUGACGACAGAGACGUAUGGCUACAAAGCUGUCUCCGGAGACGUGUUUGUAAUGCAGUGUGCUAAACCCUACUCUGCUGGUCUCUGUGGACACCUCUACAACAUCUCAGCCAGCCCGGAGGAAGCCAAUUGGUUGAGAUCAGAAAGGGAAACCAACAGUGAUAGAAAGUGCUUCAUAGAUGACGUAGCGGUGAAAAGACAUGGGAACGCGCUUUGGUUUUCAAACGUUUCUGCAAAGCACUCUGGGACGUACAUGUGCUUGACACGUGGCACCGUGCUCAACUUCUCUUUAGAGGUAUUGGACAGAGGCAGUCUCGGGUGUAAGCAUACAGAGCCAAUUGGGGACACUCUGAUACUAGGUCAAGGUGGCAAGAUCUAUUGCCCUGGGGUCAACUGUGGAAACUGCUCUGCCUCGGGGUUCAGAGGUCCGAAUGUCACAUGGUACCAGAAGGAGAAGGCUGUAUGCUCACUGAGGGAGAAGAGGGACAUCUUCGUGGUGGACGGCCAGAUCCUUCAACUGAACAAUGUUUAUGUGACUGAUGCUAAAGAUUAUUUUUGUGACUACACAUGCAGACAAGAUGAUGGAAUCUCCUGGACCGUUAGAAGAUAUUUGAAGGUUUCGGUCAUAGCACGUGACACCCAAGUCCCGCCAAGGAUGAUUUAUCCCCAUAGCAACGAGACCGAAGAGGUGGAGCUAGGUGAGCCUCACACUCUGGAGUGUAGAGUGCAGUUUGGAUUCCAGAAGAACUUUAACCCUGUGGUCGAGUGGUUGGUCAGUUCCCAUGGCAACCCAGGUGUCUUAAUGGAACAUAUUGGUCAGCUGCAAGUGAAUCUGAGUACAAUUGAAGAGUUCAAUGUGGUCAGGACAGCUCAGAUCCCAGAGGUGAAGCUGAUACACCUGGACUCUACCUUCACAUGUCUGGCCCAGAACUCUGUAGGCAACAGCAGUGCUACCAUCAGGUUGAAAAGAAAACCAAAAGAAUCGCUUACUCUUGUGAUCGUGUUCCCAUUGGUGUCUAUGCUGUUCCUGGCCAGCCUCGGCAUUACAGUGCACAUCUACUGGCUGGAGAUCACAAUUCUCUACAGAGUCUACUGGCCAUACAGGGAGAUCACCAUAGAUGAGAAGGAGUUCGACGCCUUCGUGUCCUACGUGCCCAGUACCUCCCGCCCUGAGGAGGUGGGGGGAGUACAUGCGACAAAGGAGCCCCUGGAGGUGCUCCUGCCCCGGGUUCUGGAGGGGACGUGGGGCUACCGCCUUUGUUUGCUGGAGAGAGACCUGCUGCCUGGGGGAGCGUACACGGAGGAUGUGGUGUGGGCCGUUCACAGUAGCAGGCGCCUGGUGUGUCUGAUGAGUCCCGAGUACAUGGCCAGUACAUGCCUGUUCGAGCUGGAGACGGGUAUCCGAGCCUUGCAGCAGAACGCACGCCUCCGGAUCCUCCUCAUCUGGACCGGCACCGGCCCUAACCCGAGGCCUCCCCCCUUCCCCGUUACCGGCCUGGGCACCGACCCCACCGCCGCCGAACCCGGCCACCCCAGCACACCUCUCUCCCUGCCCCGGUCCCCGGGGACCACUGCCGGUCCACUGCCCCCAGUGGUCCGUAGGGCCAUUAGAGUUCUGCCCACUCUGUACUGGAACCCCAGAGACCAGGGACGGAUGGUUACCAGCUCCAACCCUGGAUCGAGGUUCUGGAGAUCCCUCCGCAAGGCCAUGCCGCCUCGGGGGGUGCUGGGAUGAGUCUUGAGUGGCUGUCAGUUUUGCACCAGUUCUCAAGAACGAAACCGCGAUUUACAUCUAAACCUGCCGCACGCAUGUUUUCGAUAGGGCAACUGUGAGGUUUUGUAAUUAUGCAAUGUGUUCAUGAAUCGAUUCAGCCAUUUCCUGUGUGAAAACCUGCAGCCUGCAGUUGUUUCACCUCCUGGAACCCACAGAAAACAGAUGUGUAUAGAAACCCUGCUCCUUGACAGUGCUGUAUUUAAUAGCAGGCCAGUGGUUCAAUGUAUCAUAAAAUAGAAAUGUCCUUUCUCUUUAAAUACACCCUUACCAUUUCCCACACAUCUAAGUCUACUU
Esox lucius (northern pike) is the source of this 2415-nucleotide messenger RNA. Its product is annotated as interleukin-18 receptor accessory protein. NCBI's taxonomy places the organism in Eukaryota, Metazoa, Chordata, Actinopteri, Esociformes, Esocidae. Gene Ontology annotation, molecular function: interleukin-18 receptor activity. The transcript has 10 exons. The record is from RefSeq and is a predicted model, not a curated record. Bases 241 to 2082 code for a protein of 613 amino acids. Gene Ontology annotation, biological process: interleukin-18-mediated signaling pathway.